ACUCAGCUGAUUUGUGACAGUUUCACCAUAACCAGUGAUAAAGGUCGGUCGUUUAAUUCAUUUUUAAACGCCGAGUCUGUGCCCUCGAUUCUCUUUGUGAUAAUAAUAAUCUUAAUUAAUACGAUGGAAGUGUUACAAUUAAAUAGCGUAGCGUACAACAUUAGCAAAGUGUACGAUUAUGAGGUUUAUGAAGACGAGUGCGAAUCAACGGAAGCCGCCGUUGGGGCGCUCUCGAAAUUGUUAGAAACUACGUUAAGAUCGGCUAAACAUAGUCACCUCUCCUGCGGGGAGGUCGUUUUACCUUCGGGACUUUUGGAAGAGAUUUCGAGGCAGAUUUAUAACGAAGCCGACUCUGAAUUGUAUGGACUUCGGGGGUGUACGCUCUAUUUGAACUUCGAAGGCGAAAAUGAAUGCCGGAAGUUAUCGACAAUCAAAUGUGAUCAAUCGACUGUUAGCACCUUUGAAUUAACACUAACUUUGAAGCAAUCAACAGCGGGGUGGAACUCAUUUUUAUCUCAAUUUAUAAAAAAGAUUACAAGAGGUGGAACUAUGAUGAUUAGCCCCGAUUUUAAGCUGGAAAAAAGGAAGCUUUACAGAUCAUACAAUGUAUGAGUUUCUUUAUUUUUCCAUUGAAGAAGACUGACAAGAAAUUAAUUUAAAAAUUGAAGAGAAAAUUAGGAGUUUUUUGUUAUUAUUAAUUUGUUAAAAAUGAAUAUUCAUAUCUCUAAAAACGAGUCGUGAUAGUAAACUUUAAGAAACGGGAGAGGAUGGGCAAAAUUUUUUUCUUUUUUAUUUUUACUUGUUAAAAAAAGAAAAAAAUUAGCCUCCGUUUUUUUUAAUAUUAUCUUAUUUGUGAUAUUAGAUUAGAUGAUCAGUAUAAAUUUAAAAAAUGGAGCAUUCGAUGGCUUCUUUAAACACAAACUUAAAAGAUUUGGGGAGGUUUUAGACAAAACGCCGUCUUAAAAUGGCCCCUUUAUAUAAAAAUUGAGUUUUAAACAUUAUUUUGAAAACAAUUUUAAGCGAAUUUUGGUGCCAAAUUGGCAUCGAGAUGUGUUUACGCAAUUGUAAAGGGGAAAAUAAUUCAUUUUGGCAAAACGAACUUGUUGUUUUGUGUAUAAAUAAUGUUCAAAACUUAAUUAAUUAAAAAUGAUUAACUUUGCGGUUAAUUUUUGCAGUAUUAAAAGAAGUUGUUGAUUUUUUAAGGCACCAAAAGGUUAGAUCUCAUCUAUUUAAAAAAAAAAAUGAUUAAAAAGUCUUUUUGUGUCUUGGACGAAUUAAUUAAAAGAAAAUAAGUGAGGAGAAGUGGCUGUAGUUAUUUUUUUUUGUAAUAAUCGCGUUUUUAAGUGUAUUUAGUCGAUUGAUUUGUGUAAAACUCAAAAUUAUUUAAGCGGAUCAAAAAUUAAAUUAAAUCGAUUUUUUUUUUGUUUUGAGUUUUGCAAAAGUGUGAUAAAGUACACAGAAAAUGAUCUGUUUUUCUUUUUAUAAUGAAAUAAUUUAAUAACCCUUAAUUAGCCGCUUAAGCCGUGGACGUUGCGACCAAUUAAGAGUUAAUAAAUAAAAUGUUAAAAUAAAAAAACUUUGUAAUAAAAAAAAAAUAAACUUUUUAUAUCUUCUAAA
This is a messenger RNA of Onthophagus taurus, 1617 nucleotides long. Its product is annotated as protein charybde-like. Lineage: Eukaryota; Metazoa; Arthropoda; Insecta; Coleoptera; Scarabaeidae. Gene Ontology annotation, biological process: negative regulation of signal transduction; regulation of TOR signaling; apoptotic process. Gene Ontology annotation, cellular component: cytoplasm. The record is from RefSeq and is a predicted model, not a curated record.